Molecule: messenger RNA, 2688 nt
Organism: Eimeria mitis
Lineage: Eukaryota; Apicomplexa; Conoidasida; Eucoccidiorida; Eimeriidae
Exons: 8
Coding region: 1-2688 (895 amino acids)
Source: RefSeq, a predicted model, not a curated record
AUGCUGAGACACGCUCUCGAUCUCCACUGGCUGCUGCAGGCAGAGAGACACUGCUGCCCCGGCCUUCUCUUCACUCACAUCGAUAGAGUAGACAAUACAAACCCCCUAUACACCCCGUCUCCUAUUUUGUUAGCUGAGGUGGAGGUGUUGCUCUCCUCCCCACAAGAUAUUCGGGCCUGGGCAGCUGCUGCAUCGAUCCCCGAAACAAGCAGCACCGAUCCCGAUCCCAGCAGCAUCGAUCCCAGCAGCGAUCCCAGCACCGAUCCCAGCAGCCCCGAUCCCGAUCCCAGCAGCGAUCCCAGCAGCGAUCCCAGCGAUCCCAGCAACGAUCCCGAUCCCGGGGCCCAGGGUACACGAUACCCCGAGACACCACGACCCCAGCAGGAGACAGGGAGACAGCCGCAGGAGACACCUACAUACCCUCCCGAUCCCGAUCCCAGCAGCGAUCCCAGCAGCGAUCCCAGCAGCGAUCCCAGCGAUCCCAGCAGCGAUCCCGAUCCCGGGGCCCAGGGUACACGAUACCCCGAGACUGGGAGACACCCCACAAAGGAGACAGGUGUGGGGUCAGGCUGGUCCCCUCCACGGGGCACAACACAGUACCCAGCGGAGACACCCCAGUACCCUGUGGGGACACCUCGAUACCCCGGGGAGACACAUCGAUACCCAGGAGAGACACCCCAGCACCCUGUGGGGACGCCUCGAUACCCAGCGGAGACACCCCAGUACCCUGUGGGGACACCUCAAUACCCACAGGAGACACCUCGGUACCCACAGGAGACACCUCGGUACCCAGGGGGGACACCCCAGUACCCCGGGGGGACACCCCACUACCCAGUGGGGACACCCCAGUAUCCAGUGGGGACACGGGGAGGGGCCCCACACCCAGCAACACCACACCCCACAACAACCCCGCGAUCCAUACAGGACCCCACAACACCAGCGGGAGACACAGAGGGCCCCACGGUUCACUCGGCAGAGACAGGAGACACCCUGGCGCCCCUUGCAGAUACUGAGACGCCCGCAGGAGACACCGGGAUCCCCCCAGGGGAUACUGGGUAUCCCCCAGGAGACACCACGACCCCAGCAGGAGACAGGGAGACAGCCGCAGGAGACACCUACAUACAACAAAGGAGACUGGGAGACACCCCACAAAGGAGACAGGUGUGGGGUCAGGCUGGUCCCCUCCACGGGGGACAACACAGUACCCAGCGGAGACACCUCAGCACCCUGUGGGGACACCUCGAUACCCCGGGGAGACACCUCCAUACCCAGGGGAGACACCCCAGUACCCUGUGGGGACGCCUCGAUACUAUGUGGGGACACCUCAAUACCCACAGGAGACACCGCGGUACCCACAGGAGACACCGCGGUACCCACAGGAGACACCUCGGUACCCACAGGAGACACCCCAGUACCCCGGGGGGACACCCCACUACCCAGUGGGGACACCCCAGUAUCCAGUGGGGACACCCCAGUACCCCGGGGGGACACCCCAGUACCCAGUGGGGACACCCCAGUACCCAGGGGGGACACCUCGACACCCAGGGGCGAUACCUCGGUACCCACAGGAGACACCUGGGUACCCAGGGGGGACACCUCGAUACCCACAGGAGACACCUGGGUACCCCGGGGGGACACCCCAGUACCCCGGGGGGACACCCCAGCACCCCGGGAGGACACCCCAGUACCCACAGGAGACACCUCGACACCCAGGGGCGAUACCUCGAUACCCACAGAAGACACCUCGGUACCCACAGGAGACACCCCACUACCCAGGGGGGACACCCCAAUACCCCGGGGGGACACCCCAGUACCCAGGGGGGACACCCCAGUACCCACAGGAGACACCUCGGUACCCACAGGAGACACCUGGGUACCCAGGGGGGACACCCCAGUACCCAGUGGGGACCCCUCGGUACCCACAGGAGACACCUGGGUACCCAGGGGGGACACCCCAGUACCCAGUGGGGACACCCCAGUACCCACAGGAGACACCCCAUUACCCAGGGGGGACACCUCGAUCCCCACAGGAGACACCCCAGUACCCAGGGAGAACACCUCGGUACCCACAGGAGACACCCCAGUACCCAGAGGGGGGACACCCCAGUACCCCGCGGGGACACCCCAGUACCCACAGGAGACACCUCGACACCCAGGGGCGAUACCUCGAUACCCACAGGAGACACUUCGGUACCCACAGGAGACACCUCGGUACCCACAGGAGACACCCCACUACCCCGGGGGGACACCCCAGUACCCAGGGGGGACACCCCAGUACCCACAGGAGACACCUCGGUACCCCGAUCCCCACAGGAGACACCCCAGCACCCAGGGGGGACACCCCAGUACCCAGUGGGGACACCUCGAUCCCCGGGGGAGACACCUCGAUACCCACAGGAGACACCUCGAUCCCCGGGGGAGACACCUAGGUACCCAGUGGGGACACCUCGAUCCCCCGGGGAGACAGGUGGUUCGCGGGGAGCAGCAGGCUCGGCCAGGCCAGGAGGGGUACCGCUGUACCCACAGGAGACAGCUGGGCGCUCACAGGAGACACCUGGGUACCCAGAGGAGACACCUGGGUACCCGGGGGAGACAGGCUGGUAUGCAGGGGAGACAGACUGGUAUGCAGGGGAGACAGCUGAGUACCCCGAGGAGACAGGGGAGACAGAGGAGGAGACAGGUAAAUAA